AUGGCUAGUAACUCACGUGAAGAAGAGGCUCAAAAGAUGCUGAGUCAACUACAAAUGAAAAUGAUUGAUAUUCAAACUUCAUUAAAAAAAUCUACAGGUCAAGUCGACGGACUUAAACGUGAAAUUCAGCGUUCAAAAUUAACUGAUAAAGAAAUCAAUACACUUAAACCUGAAACACCAAUGUUUAGUCCAGUUGGUCGAAUGUUCGUAUUACAUACGAAAGCUGAAAUUCGUGAGCAAAUUGAAAAAAAAAUCAAGACAUGUGAAGAUGAUAUUAAAAAACAAGAAGCAUCAAAAACAUACUUGGAAAAACAGAUGCGCGAAUGUGAAACUCAAUUUAAAGAAAGACUUGCAGUAGCAGGAGGAGCUACAGGAGGAAAAAAAUCACGCUCAUAG
Molecule: messenger RNA, 396 nt
Organism: Rotaria socialis
Lineage: Eukaryota; Metazoa; Rotifera; Eurotatoria; Philodinida; Philodinidae
Source: the annotation of a GenBank genome assembly